Messenger RNA from Sclerotinia sclerotiorum 1980 UF-70, 1164 nucleotides. RefSeq lists its product as hypothetical. The record is from RefSeq and is a predicted model, not a curated record. The transcript has 3 exons. The coding region runs from base 1 to 1164 and encodes 387 amino acids. Gene Ontology annotation, biological process: endoplasmic reticulum tubular network organization. Gene Ontology annotation, cellular component: endoplasmic reticulum tubular network. Lineage: Eukaryota; Fungi; Ascomycota; Leotiomycetes; Helotiales; Sclerotiniaceae.
AUGGUUUCCCUUUGGCCAUGGAAGCGUGAGGAUAAUUCCCCUGCUUCCUUUGAGAAGACAUUAUCCGCUUUGGCAGAGAAAAUCUCGAAAUCACAAGCACAGUUAGAGUCUCGCAGACUUCGUGGCAGACGUGUGAAGGCAUUAUGGACGUUAUAUUCAAGUUUCGCAUAUUUGGUCGUGUUCGUCAUAGUUCUUCUGGUGAUCGGUUGGAAGAAUUUGACGGCCUUGGAGUAUACUGGUCUUGCGGGAAGUCCGUUAAUAAUUUAUCUCAUUCGAAGUGGCAUAACGAGAUAUUAUGAUUAUAUGGUUGAAUCCAUCACGCAUCGUUUGGAGGAACAACAAGCCGAAAGGGCCAAGACUAUCGACAAAUUGAAGGCUGCCACGAAAUACAACUCCACACAAGAACUUCUAGAGAAAUAUGGUGGCGCUCCACCAAAACCUACUGCACCAAAGAGAACUCCAUCCGCGAAGAAGACUCCAAAGAACAAAGAUGCGCACCCCCCACGAACAAGUAUGGGCCCACCUGCGACAGCGAAUAUACCCCGUCCUAACCAAAUUCCGAGUCAUCCUGCUACCCCUCAACCACUUGGUAACAGGACUCCUCCUCCUGCCUUUAUUGCUCCAUCUCCGCCGCCUAUUGCUCCUCGUAGCGAGCCAGGCCCUCCCGAAUUUGCACCAAACGCAUUUUCAGGUCCAUCUCAAUAUGCACAAGGUCAACAUACCCAGAAUGGAGAGUUUGUCGCAGAAGGACACUGGUACGAUCGAGUGUUAGAUUUAUUGCUGGGAGAGGAUGAAACACAUCCUAAGAAUCGACUGGCGUUGAUAUGCAAAACUUGUCGACUUGUCAAUGGUCAAGCACCACCUGGUACAAAAACUUUAGCAGACUUGGGGCAAUGGAGAUGCUUUGGGUGCCGAACUUUGAACGGGGAGGAAGAUGAAGGUGCAAAGGCCGUACAAGAAAUGAAGGAAAAAAUCCAAGAAACGAACGUGAAAGAGGAAAUCACUUCCGAACUUGAUGAUAGAAGUACGGAGAAUGCUGAAGACACUCCGGGGAGUGAGGACUUUGAGCACGAUCAUAUCAAGGACGAAGAACCGUCGGAAGAGGAGAAGGUUGAAGUCAAGCCUAAACGGGAACGGCCCAAAUCAACCCGCCGGAAGGUAUAA